AUGCGCCAGCGCCAGACGCCCCCGAGCAAGUGCUGCAUCUUAUUGUCAACGCCUGCCCCCUACGAUCCCGCCGACUCCCGUUCUCCAAAUCCAGCUUCUCCACUCAAGUGCGACAUGUCACUGAGCACAGGCACCGGCAGCUACACGACAGCAACAGACGACGGCGGCAACGGCACCGACCUGAACUCAUUUCUCGUCCCAUCCUCAGGACCGCCGCCUUUUUAA
Molecule: messenger RNA, 225 nt
Organism: Colletotrichum paranaense
Lineage: Eukaryota; Fungi; Ascomycota; Sordariomycetes; Glomerellales; Glomerellaceae
Exons: 2
Coding region: 1-225 (74 amino acids)
Source: RefSeq, a predicted model, not a curated record